This is a messenger RNA of Pedinophyceae sp. YPF-701, 1638 nucleotides long. The record is from the annotation of a GenBank genome assembly. NCBI's taxonomy places the organism in Eukaryota, Viridiplantae, Chlorophyta, Pedinophyceae.
AUGUCGCGUGAAGCCCGCGAGGCCCUGGUUGUGGCGGUGGACGUGGGCGAGGGCAUGAGCGAGGAGGCCCGAGCGAUUGCCCACACAGCCGUUGGCGGGCUCCUGCAGUCGCGGCUCCUGGUCGGCAUGCACCAGAUGGGCCUCCACGACGCCUCGCUGAUCCGUUUCGGCACCGCGUCCACGAACAACAAGGCCGCCGACGACCUCCCCGGCGAGGGCCUGUACCAGCACAUCACCGUCGACCGCGCGCUGGGCUCGGAGCCGCCCCUCGACGCAGCCGACCUCGCGCACCUCCUGCGCGUGCUCGCGCACCCCGAGGCCCACCCGCACGCCGACCACGCCGAGGUCCUCGCCGUCGCCCUCCAGGAACACCAGCAGCACUGCAAGGGCCUCCCGCUGAAGAACGUCGUCCGGCGCGUGAUGCUGCUCUCGAACUUCGCGCGGGAGCCGGACGAGUCGAUCGCGGACAUCCUCGAGCCGCUGCGGGCGGCCGCGGAGAAGCAGGCGGUCGAGCUGACGCUGCUGGUGCUGCCGCUGGACGAAAAGCAGGGGCAGCUACACGCAAACGUGCUGCGCAACGUCCAGCAGCUCAAGGAGGGACUCGGGGGUAGACUGGCCGUGCAUGUGUGCCCGAGCGCGGUGAGCGCCGCGGGCGUCGCGCUGGGCGGGGGGGGGUCCAACCUGGUGCCGCGACUGGGGCGGCCGUAUCGGAACCUGGACCUGGUGGUCGGGCCGGACAGCGACACCGGGCCAGGCGUACCGGUGUCGAUCUACAAGCGCACGUUCGAGCCGCGGGACUACACGCGGGGUUUCGCUGGCGAGGCGGAGAAAUCGCGCCCGUCGCAGGUCCCUGCGGUGGAGCCGAUAAACAUUGAGGACGCGGGCGACAGUGCUCAGGAGCGCGCGCCGAAGCCGGAGAAGCGGUACCGCUACGCGGUCGGCGAGUCCGUCGUGGAGCUCAGCAAGGCGGAGAACGACGCGCUCGCGUUCAGGCCUGGCCCGUGUUUCCGCUUGCUGGGUUUCGUGGCCGCGAGCGCUGUGCCCGACUGGGCGGUCAUGGACUCGGCGUACACGGUGCUGCCGCGACGGGGCGACGGCACGGCUGCGGCCGCCUUGGCGGCGAUGCGCGUGGCGAUGCGGGAGCGGGGCGUGGUGGGGGUGGUGCGGUGGGCGGCCACGGGCGCGCAUCCGGCGGUGCGGCUGUACGUCAUGGCGCCCGCCGCGGAGCACGACUGCUGCAUGACGCUGGGGCAGGCGCCCUUGAUGGACGACUUCAGGGCCACGUGGGCCGCGUUGUUUCCACCGCUUCCCCAGGACGUGGGCAACGGAGCGCAGAACUCUGGUGUACGGGCCGCGGUGAGGGACUACGUGGGCGCGAUGCGAUGCAGCGACGACAGCGACCCGGAGGCGCUGGUCGACCCCGGUUUGCUGCGGGGGCUGGCGUUCCUGCAGCAGAGAGCAGAGGGGAACAUGAGCCCCAUGGACGCAAUGGAGCGGUGGGCCGACGACCACGAGGUGACGACGACCAAGGUCGCGGCGGGACGUCCGGCGGCAGCGGCGGCGCUGGCGAAACUGUCCGACGCCGCGCGCGGCAGGGACGGCCGCGUCAAGGUCGCAAGCAAGCAGGACGCAGGCUAG